Messenger RNA from Heterocephalus glaber (naked mole-rat), 1308 nucleotides. Lineage: Eukaryota; Metazoa; Chordata; Mammalia; Rodentia; Bathyergidae. The record is from RefSeq and is a predicted model, not a curated record.
AUGGGCGAAGACUGGGUAGGGCCCUGCCGCCAAGCACACCGCGCUGUCCCUCCUGCCUGCCCUGGGCCUGCGCCAGCUCCUCUGCUGCCCCUUGACAACUCCCCUGGGGAGAUUUUCUCCUGGAUCCAGUUGGAUGGAGCGGCUUGGAGGGGAGGGAGGGAGGCGGGGCUGUUCUGUGGAGAAUGCCGGGAGGGGCAGCUCUCUGAGGCAGGAUGUGGCCAGGGACAGAGGCAGGCCGCGCCGAAGCGGAACAGCACGUGCAAGGGUCCUGAGGCAGCGCCGGUCCUGGGCAGUUUCAGUGACCUCCCCAAGACAUUCGUGUUUGUCAGGACCCCGGGGAGAGAAAGCACUCUGGGCGACUUUUAUCACAGUGGCCUUGGCAGUAUAGACCCAUACUACUGGAAAGACUGGCAGAUUCUAGCCUGGAGCAGACGCCCCUGCUGUUCCUCCUGUUGUUCUCAGCCUGCAGGUGGCAUCACCCCCAAGGAUGCAGAGCAAAGAGGAUCAUCGGCAAGAAAGCGGAAAGACGAGAUGUACGGAGUGGGCCUGGAGCUAGCCAGAGCCGCCCCGCCAUCCUCUGCACCCUGUGACUCUCCAAGGGCCCAGUCACCUCCGGCCUCUGUCUCCCAUAGCCCCAGCUCCAGGGUGUCAGGAAGCGGGAGCUGCCCUCCCUGAGACAGGGAAGGGCCCGGUCACUUCAGCCAUGUCGCGUUCCCUCCGCCAUCAGCCCGGACAUUCGGUCUUGCGGUUGUUGGGCAGCGGAGUCCCACGUUCCUGGGAGCCCAGCCCACCCAGGACAGCAGAGGUGCCCAUCCCUGGGUGGUGGGGUCUGUGCCUUGGGGUGGCAAGGUUUCGGAGGGAGAGGGUGAGCCCAGGGCUGCCACCUUUCCAGCUGGCCCCUCCUCUUGGCCCCUGGCCUCUGUCCGGACCUAUCCUCAGGCACAGAGCUGGCCCGGGCAGCCUCUCCCUCCUCAGGCCUGAACUCCCCCACACUGCCUGCUGUCACCAUGGCCAUCUGCUGCCUCCUGAGAGCCCCUAGAGGAAGGCGAGCACUGGCACUGGGAUGGGGAGGACCCAGUCCGAGUCCCGUGGCCUGGGCGGCUGGACAGCAGCGCGGCCCUGCACACAGGGCCAGGCCUUGCUCAUGACCUCAGGGUGGCACCCGGCCUGGCCCAGGGUGAGCCAGGUUCCCUCCGCCUUUAGGCUCCCUGGGGCCCUCAGGCCAGGCCUUGCCCCCCGGGGAUGGUGUUGCAUUUGGGGACAAUGCGGCCCUGCCUCCCUGUCUUCCUUCCUUUAUUUGAAAUUGUG